Anopheles moucheti is the source of this 2944-nucleotide messenger RNA. It is a transcript of the gene SppL, whose product is annotated as signal peptide peptidase-like 3. Gene Ontology annotation, molecular function: aspartic endopeptidase activity, intramembrane cleaving. The record is from RefSeq and is a predicted model, not a curated record. Lineage: Eukaryota; Metazoa; Arthropoda; Insecta; Diptera; Culicidae. Gene Ontology annotation, biological process: membrane protein proteolysis. The coding region runs from base 484 to 1842 and encodes 452 amino acids. Gene Ontology annotation, cellular component: lumenal side of endoplasmic reticulum membrane; Golgi-associated vesicle membrane; cytoplasmic side of endoplasmic reticulum membrane. The transcript is spliced from 5 exons.
ACGAUCAACAAAUGGUAGCGCGUGUGUAAAGUCUGCGAGGUCAAUUCGAAGUUUUCGCUUGACUGUUUUGCUGCAAACGACAAAGUGGACAACAUUCACCGCUAGUGGACCAGGACGAAACCAGUUCUGCGGUCGACGAUAAGAAAUCAACCCUCGAUUCUGAAGUGCGUCUGCCGUCGAACAUCUGCCAAUUCGGGUUUAACGAAGGUUCGGAAUACAUCGCGCAAACCGGGUUCACGAUGAAGCUGGCACAAUAAAUCCUCGUUGUCCGGUACUUUGCUCCAGUUUGGAACGGGCACCGGAGCGAACGAGUUUAGUGCAAGGAGUACGCGGGCGGGUGCGAAAGGACAAUCACUUCCUUGGGCUUCGUGUGCGGUUUGUGGAUCGGUAGUAUAAGUGGCAUUCGACUAAGCGCAUACACACGCGACAAACGACGCCCCGCCGCGUAUCACCAGCUCUCUUACCUGGCUCGGCCGUACCGCCAUGUCGGAAGGAUUUGGCAACGGCCAACAGGAAGGAGCAGCAGCGGCAGCAGCAGCAGCAGCAGCUGCGGCAGCAGGACAGCUAGUAGUGGACGAUAACCUUCUCGGGCACGGUGGUGGUGACGGCAACGAAUAUCAGUGGGCGUACGGCACGAUCAUGGACUCAUCACGCGUUUCGACUUGUCUCAUCUCGAUGCUGCUGAUCGUCUAUGGCAGCUUUCGCAGUCUGAAUAUGGAACAGGAACAGCGGGAAAAAGAAAAGAAACGACAGAGCGAAAGCAUGAACAAUUUACUCACCGGUGAACCGGUCCAGCAGGAACAGAGUAAGUGUAACCCAGCGAAUAAAGAAUGGUUCACGCGACGAAAUACUAACGAAUCGGGUCGUUUUGAUUUUGCAGAUAAAUUUGCAACAUUGGACACAAUGCACGCACUGUGUCUUCCUCUCGGUGCAUCGAUCUCACUGCUCGUGAUGUUUUUCUUCUUCGACUCGAUGCAAAUGUUGUUCGCCGUAUGUACAGCAAUAAUAGCCACCGUUGCGCUAGCAUUCCUGCUGCUUCCGAUGUGCCAGUACAUUAUACGGCCGUGCACGGACGGUAACCGGAUAUCGUUCGGAGUGUGUGGACGCUUUACUGCAGCCGAAUUGUUUAGCUUUUCGCUUGCCGUAUCGAUCGUUUGCAUCUGGGUGCUUACCGGCCACUGGCUACUGAUGGAUGCUAUGGGUAUGGGGCUGUGUGUGGCCUUUAUUGCAUUCGUGCGACUUCCGAGCCUGAAGGUGUCCACGCUACUACUGACUGGGCUGCUCAUCUACGACGUGUUCUGGGUGUUCUUCUCCUCGUACAUCUUCAGCACGAACGUGAUGGUAAAGGUGGCCACACGGCCAGCAGACAACCCCGUCGGCAUAGUGGCGCGCAAGCUAAACCUCGGCGGUAUUGUGAAGGAACCACCGAAAUUGAACCUUCCCGGUAAGCUAGUGUUCCCAAGCAUCCACAACAGCGGUCACUUUUCGAUGCUCGGGCUGGGUGACAUCGUGAUGCCGGGGCUGCUGCUGUGUUUUGUGCUGCGUUACGACGCAUACAAAAAGUCCCAGUCGACACAAACGGCCGAAACAGGCGUUCCACCACCUAAAGGAGUUGGCUCGAAGCUUACUUAUUUUCAUUGUUCCUUAUUAGGUUACUUUCUCGGAUUGUUAACCGCGACUGUCAGUUCAGAAGUAUUCAAAGCGGCACAACCUGCGUUGCUUUAUCUCGUACCGUUUACACUGCUACCUCUGCUUACGAUGGCAUAUCUGAAGGGCGAUUUGCGGCGCAUGUGGAGUGAACCGUUCAUCAUACAGCAAGCGUCGAAGCAGCUAGAGGUAUAAACCGCAUACACCACUCAAAUGCUCCCCGCGAAGGGAUUAACACAAUACAAAGCAACAAAGCUCUGUGUACGCAACACCUAGUAUUAAGUGCAACUAAACUACACAAGGGCGAUAUAGUGUAAUAGAAGAGAAGAGGACUCUACUGCAAUUAUACUGCAUAUACCGUAUUAGAAACGCUGCAGCAAUGUUGCUGUGGUUGCGUGUCGCAGGUGAAUCGCAAUCUCUGUGUAAACAUCGUAUGAACAAAUUUGGAACAAAGAAGGAUGAGAUACCCCGGUUUUUCUGUUUUUCUAGCACCGGUUCCCCGUAAAAAAACACUCUCGGGCUGCACGGUUUCAUCCAACGGGCGUGCACGUACGGUAGAAAUCGGUGUAAGUUUAGAUUGAUGGUUUAGGAUUAUAGCGUAUUAAAGAACAGGACCGAGAAAACUUGGCAUGAGAGUAGCAAAACAUGCGGGAUGGAUGGUGUACGAAGAAAUCAUUUAAUAAGGUAGUUUAACAAUAUUUGAAUGUGAUUAGGCGUUAGGGAAUUAGUAGACGCGUUUUUGUGUGUUUGUAUGUGUGUGUUUUUGCGGCAAAGCAGUGGUGCGCAGCAGAAAACGCAAAACAUUCAAAUCAAAAAGCAAAACAAGCGAAUUGGGUCUGAGAUUGAGCGACCCAGGCAGUGCGUGUGUAUAUGCGCUCACAAUGCUCCUGCGUGCGCAGUAAUAUGUUUAGGGUUUAGGAUUACAUCUCAUUUACGCAUUGUGUCCUGUACACAACCCGCUCGCCUUCCCAUCCCCCCAUGCAUACUAACUACCGUUACAUAUUGGAUGAGCCUCACGUUGCAGCAGUGCAGUGCAUCUGCUCUUUUUGCGUUGAUUUGCAUUCAGUUACUCAGUACAAAGUGUGCGUGUGUGUUGUAGUGGUACGGCAGACGUUUUACGUUUCCUAGAGCAUUUAUUUUUUCCACCUUACGAUGUUUAGAUUUGUACACUCUACGCUUGUAUGUGUGGUACAUAUAACUUCUGCGAUCGGUACAAGUUACAAUUCAGGUACUUUUUCUGAAUUUAAUACUUGUUUGUCUUAUUGUUUCUCAUGGGCUAAAAAUAGAAACGUACCAU